GUGGCGGUUGUUUCAAUAUGGCGGCGGCUGCAAAGAGAAGUGGAAACUCGGGGAUAUUUUGGAAGAAUUUCGGAGUUGAUGGAGGACUGAAAAGUCAGACACCUGCAGGUCUGGGCCCAGAUAGGAUCUAUUCGUCCAGACAAAAAGACACCAAGAUCCGAGUGAAGCAUGCUGCUAGUGGCAAAAAUCAAGCUUCACUAAAGGCGACGGGGAGGAAACAAGGCCACUAUCAAAGUGAUUACUCUGAGAGUUAUACUACAGAGGAAGCAUCAGCAGAUCAAAAGGAUUCUGUGCCAACUAUGCACACUUUCUCUCAGCCCAGUGGUACUCAUCUUCCUUUGCCACAGGUGAGCAGCAGAGCAAAGGGCGACAUCUCUUUAAAGGACCUGUGUUUUGAAGACAAAAGGAGAAUUGCAAACCUCAUUGAAGAGCUAGCCAGAGUAAGUGAGGAGAAAGAAGAGUCUGUGCAGCGUCUGAAAAAUGAACAGGGAAACUUUGAACGCAAGAUUCAGGAUCUAGAGCAGCAGAACCUGAUGAUAGCAAAGGAGAGAGAGCGCCUACAGCUACAAUACAAAGAGUGUCAGGAGCUGCUUGGCCUCUACCAGCAGUACCUUUCUGAGCAGCAGGCCAAACUGAACCAGUCCAUUGCUCACCUCACUCACCCAGCAACUCUCAAUAAGGUGCUCGGUUCUGAGGAAACCCCCAGCAGGCCCUCUACAAGCAGAGCUAAUGGCUCAUUCUCUGACGGCUCUUACAUCGGCCUUGCUGCUGCCGAAGUGCAGCAGGCUUCGCUUUAUAGGAGCCCUAAUGUAAGAAGAGGUGCUGCAGAGACGCUUAGGAACCCUGCCUCUCUUUCCUGUGACAGAGAGUUCAGUCCAAACGACGGGGCAACCAAACGGCACAAGAGUCAAAAAAGUGACUGCAGGCAGCCACGCAUAUGCUACACAUGUGAGCGCUGCCAAGGCAGUUGUCAUGACACUGGCUGUGGUACACAGCACGGGAGAAGUGAAAGCAGCUGCUGUCUAGCGAACUGUCAUUAUGACUCCUUCACUGCGAGGGAGCAUCAAAGGCUGCCAAGUAGGAAUAUAAUUACUGCAGAAGCAAAGGAAGCCCUGACCAGGCCCCUGCUGGGUCAUGAGGACUGGGAGGAGAAGCGGCACCAGCUGCUGCUGCAGAAGAUGCAGUUGGAGUUGGAGAGGGAGAAGCUGCAGGCACGGCUGGCUGAGCAGGAGGAGCGACUUAGCAGACAGACAGAGCAGCUUCGACAGUCACGACUUCUUCACAGCAGUCCAGCUCAGUUCAGCAGCUCAAAGAAUGCUGGGUCAGAGUCAGAGGGUCCUUCCCACCGAGAUUUUCCCUCCAGGUCGUCUGGGAAUGUGGAAACUCAUUCUGCAGAACAGAAUUUGCACGAGAAGACCUCCCAGGCUGUUCCUGCUCCUUCUGCCAGUGGAAAGGAAAAUCCUUUACAAAGGUCUCGAAGGGACAUGGCCACAUCUCCAGCAAAAACCCCUUCAACUCAAAGUCUCCCUACCUCGGUUUCUGUAAUCCAAAACAUCCCUGAAAACAGGUUGGACCAUUCCUUGAGUGAGAUUUUGGACGUCUUCAGUCCCGUCUCUGCCCCGAAGCAGUACAAGCCUGCUGCUCGAAGACCCAAGACGGCACAACGCAGUUCAACCCUCGCCGGCCCCAAACCUGGAGGAAUGAGCCUGAUUACUCCAGGUGGGAACUACUCUCACAGCGCUCAGCAGGACCGCGAAGAAAGCCAGAUACUGGAAGAUAUAUUUUUCAUCUGCUAACAAAAAGUAAAGCGAGUCACUUGAUGUUCACCAUGACGCCUUUUUAUUGUCUUCAAUUCUUUCGGAAAUUAGGAUGAAUUUGAUUUCUGUCGAUCGUGUUCUUAUUGGCUACUGUGGUUGUUUUUUUUUUCCUUUUAUAUGCAAAUAAAUGUAUAUUUAUUCUGAAUUUCCUCUGUUUGUGAGGUGAACUAUGUUUUUCCCCAGGAAAUUUUUUUAACACUGAGCUGCAUUUAUUGCUUCUGAAGACCUUGGUAAUGUAAAUGCAAACUGAAUCUCAUGACUCACAAUUGUCCAUUCUGAAUCUGACUCCAUGUAUUAUGCAUAAAUCUGCAGCCCCAGUAAAUCCCUGGAAAUAUGAGCCAGUUGCUCCUAUUUGCAACCAACACCGUUCCUUCUGUUUCAUUUCCGAGGAGCUCUGUGUGUA
Molecule: messenger RNA, 2220 nt
Organism: Xiphophorus maculatus (southern platyfish)
Lineage: Eukaryota; Metazoa; Chordata; Actinopteri; Cyprinodontiformes; Poeciliidae
Product: KIAA1328 ortholog
Exons: 11
Coding region: 18-1796 (592 amino acids)
Source: RefSeq, a predicted model, not a curated record